Molecule: messenger RNA, 1164 nt
Organism: Daktulosphaira vitifoliae (grape phylloxera)
Lineage: Eukaryota; Metazoa; Arthropoda; Insecta; Hemiptera; Phylloxeridae
Exons: 7
Coding region: 127-1020 (297 amino acids)
Source: RefSeq, a predicted model, not a curated record
AUAGUUUCUAUUAAACAAAAAAUAAUGUAAAAUUUUACUAUAAAAUAAAUUUAUGAGUAGAUAUGUAAUUUUAUUGGAUUAUUUAAGUGAAAUAUUACAACUCCAAUAUUACAACUAUCCAUUAAUAUGAAAAUAUUCAUUGCAAUUAUUAUAUUAUUGAUUGCUAUACAAAAAGGAGGACAGGUACCUUCCAGCUCUGAUGUUUCUAAGGACAUAACAGGAUUUAUAAACUCCAAUAACUUAGAAAACUGUCCAAUAUGUUGCCAAGAAAUAUUGGAAAAUUUUUCACAAACUAUAUGUUGUCAAAAGAUAUUUCAUUUUAAAUGUUUGAAUGAUUGGAUUAUUCUACCUAAAAAGUGCCCAUUGUGCCGACAACAUCCAUUUGAAAAAUGUAAGAUAUGUCUUGGAUAUUUAAAUGUGGAUGCAACUAAUGUAAAAUGUUGCAAAAGCCAGUUUCAUAAGAAAUGUUUAGAUGAAUGGUUUAAAAAAAAAUUUUAUACUUGUCCUAAUUGUAAAAAACAUUUAAUAACAGUAUGUAAAGAGUGUAAUCAAGAUGUAAUUAUGAACAUAGCUGUAGCUGAGUGUUGUAAAACUCAGUUACAUCAGGAAUGUUUAGAUAAAUGGUUAACUAAUUCGAUAAGGUGUCAUUUAUGUGAAGGAGAUUUAAUAUCCGGAUCUCAUGUCUGCUCUUUUUGUAAAAGAAUGAAAAAAAACGAAAACAUGAAUUUGGUACUAAUGAAUUGUUGUAGUAUCUAUUUAUGUACAGAUUGUAUCAAUACAAAUUUGAAAACUAAGUGUUUGUGUGGAGGAUACUUAGUGGAAGGUAUUACUUUCGAAGACGUCCGAAAAUGUACGCAGUGUAAGGAGCGUACUGGAAAAUAUAAUUAUUCUCCUCGUUGUCCACAAAUAUUUUGCAAAAAAUGCUUUAAACACUUGAAUAAAUGUUGUGUUGAUAAACCACCCUAUUGUAUCUAUUGUUUUGAAGAAUAUGUGAAAAAACCAUUCUUCUCUUGGCAUUGAAUAUGAUAUUUAACAUAAUACAAUAUGAAAAUUGCUCAUUGUUUGAAAUGUUGCAGAUUUUUAGAAUUAUUUAAUAAUUAUAUUUUUGAUAUUAUUUUAUUAAUAAAUACAUAUUUUGAAUUAAACUUAAUAAUUAAAAAAUUA